GGCUCAAGAUGAUUUGUGCACACCUGCACAAGAAAAUCGUGCCAGCAUGUCAGGCUGCGAAGCUCCUGACUGCUUUGCUGGUGCAUGGCACUUGCACGCUGUGCAGUUUUCUGGUCGCCCUCUUUCGAGCGCUUCUCGGUUUUUCUGAAGAUUGUCCUGGCGUGGAAUUCUUGGAAGGCUGGGUGACGCACGCCCGCUCACAUGAAGCAUCCCAUGCAUUCAAGUAUUCGGUUCGCAUGGCCCUGGUGGACCUGGACGCGCCGCCGUCCUGGUGGCGCGCGGAGGCCGCGGCCGCGCCGCGGCUCUCGGCGGCGGAGGCCCGCGCCAAGGCGCGGACCGCGGGCCGGGUGCGGCUGCUGACGACGCCGGCGGCCGCCGGGUACGAGCAGAAUCCUAUCCAGAUCUAUUUCUGCGAGGAGAACGGCGAGUUCUCCCGUGGGAUUUGUGAGGUAACGAACACGCCGUGGAACCACCACGUCUUCUUCGUCUUUGAUCUUAAGGGCGCCGAGCUGCCAAAGCCGCUGCACGUGUCCCCGCUCAUGGACCUCACACACCGCUGGCGCCUACGCGCCUCCGAGCCCACAAGCACUCCGCUGGAGGUCUUCGUAGAUGUCCUUCCGGGGCUGGACCCCAAUGCCGACAAGUCGGACGCGCCGAUUUUCAAAGCCCAUCUGAAGCUUUGGCCCAGCAAGUUCUUGCGGGCACGAGCUGAACAUGCAGGCUCAUUUUCCAUGCUUUGGGACUUCGGGUUCCAGCCGCAACGCACUGCCAUCCGCAUUUACUGGAAUGCAGUGAAGCUUCUCAGAAAGGGCGUUGGUUUUCGAUCUCAUCCGCCACCGCAAUACAAGGAGGCGGUGCUGGGACGCAAGGGCCGCGCCGGCGCCGGCGAGCCCUGGUGGCGCGACAACUCGCGGUUCCCCUGGGCACCCAGGUAGCGACCCAGCCCGGGCGUGGAG
Molecule: messenger RNA, 956 nt
Organism: Effrenium voratum
Lineage: Eukaryota; Dinophyceae; Suessiales; Symbiodiniaceae
Source: the annotation of a GenBank genome assembly